Messenger RNA from Arthroderma uncinatum, 2154 nucleotides. RefSeq lists its product as uncharacterized. The transcript has a single exon. The coding region runs from base 1 to 2154 and encodes 717 amino acids. Gene Ontology annotation, cellular component: microtubule plus-end; cytoplasm; nucleus. Gene Ontology annotation, biological process: cytoplasmic microtubule organization. Lineage: Eukaryota; Fungi; Ascomycota; Eurotiomycetes; Onygenales; Arthrodermataceae. The record is from RefSeq and is a predicted model, not a curated record. Gene Ontology annotation, molecular function: microtubule plus-end binding.
AUGACGGCGGCAGACGAUGUCCAGGUCGGCGACCUGGUCAAUGUGCCCGGUGGGAUGCACGGCACCGUGAGGUUCCUGGGCUCGGUGGCAGGCAAGCCAGGCAAGUUUGCUGGCGUUGAACUUGCGCCGGAGCUGGCGGGCAGAGGGAAGAACAGCGGAGACGUGGAUGGACGACAGUACUUCACGACCUCGAUCCCGGGAUCAGGCAUAUUCGUGCCCAUGAACAACUCCAAGUACGUUACGAAGCGAGCGGUCGCACCGCAGUUGACGUCUGCGAGGGGAGGGCCGUCUAUCACGAACUUCAGCAGGUCUGUUGGGCCUGGCUUGAGCCUGGCUUCGACUACGAGACCGAGGAUCAGACGGCCCUCGCUGCCACGACCAGAAUCGCCCAGCAAGGCUCCCCUGUCUUCGCCAAAGCUGAGCAUGAGCGGCCUACGGACUCCGUCUGGCGUGUCCAAGGGAGCUCCCAUGAACGGACGGCCGCGCACACCGCUCAAGUCGAGCAGACCGCCGAGCAGGCCUUCAUCUAGGAUCAGCAUGGAGAGCACCACGCCAAAGCGAAGGGACGCCGUCCGAACGCCUGCUCUUGAGGAUUCCGAUGUGGCUGACCGGAUAAGGGAGCUGGAGACACAGCUCCGUGACCGGGAUAAACAGCUGGAGGACCAGGCAUCAACCCUUGCCGAGUUUCAGCAGUGUGUCACGGAGCUGGAGGGUCUGGAUGCGAUGCAGGUCCGGACACAGCUUCGAGAGAAGAACGAGAAGAUAUCUGCACUCACCGCGGAGUUUGACAGUCAUAGGGCGGAUUUCAGGAGCACUCUCGACACACUUGAAGUAGCUGCCUCGGAGACUGAGCGGGUAUACGAGAAGAGGAUAGAAGAGCUGCUCCAGGCAAACAGAGACCUCCAGUCACGCGGCGAAGAUGUCGAGACCGUGGCCAUGCAACUCAAACAGUUGGAGGACCUGGUAUCAGAGCUGGAAGAAGGUCUUGAAGAUGCACGACGAGGGGAGGCAGAGGCCAGAGGUGAAGUGGAAUACCUUCGAGGAGAGGUCGAGAGAACCCGUCUGGAGCUGAAGCAAGAACGGGAACGUUCAUCGUCCUCGUACCAGGACGGAGACUCGCCCAUCGACGGUCCAGGAAGACACCAUCCUACAUCCAGAGACCUGGAACAAAAGGACGAUGAGAUCCGCGGCCUCAAGGCCAUCAUCCAUUCCCUAAGUAGGGGAGACCCGACGUCUCAGGCCUUCCUACAGCAAAACGGCAUAGGACAGGGGAACAAGAGGAUGUCUGACGGAGAAUACGACGCCAACGAUCAGCUGUCCAAGAUGGAUUUACGCAUCCAAGAACUUGAGUCUGCCCUUGAACACAAGACCCAGACGAUAAGCGAACUGCAACAGGAAGUUGAAAACGGGCAAACAAACGCCUUCCGCGGCCAUAAUCGCAGUGGAACAAUAACCACGUCGCCCCUGAGGGUUCAUAAGAAUCCCCAGCCCGCCGGCGGUAGAACCAGCCCCAAUGCGCCAACCCAUACACACACUCUUUCAGACCGCACCGUCGUGCCCGGCGACUGGAAUGAGAAUUCUCCCGUCCAGGCCAACAGCGGACAAUACCCAUCCAGGACCAUCCCCAACGACUCCCACCGUCGUCUCGCCGCCAUGCAAGAACCCGACAGCCAAUCCGCCAGCACUGACGACGGAAGCGCCGCCUGGUGUGAAAUCUGCGAGACCAGCGGCCACGAUAUCCUCACCUGCACCAACAUGUUUGGCACUACAAACGCCAACAAGGCACCCGCCAGCCAUCCGGCCAUCCUCCAGGCUGCACAACAACCACCACCAGUGACGGGGCCACCGGACAGGACCAGCCUCGUCCAGACCUCAAUAGAUAGCACCCUUCACGAUAACCUCGAGAGCACCUUCUCGGCCUUCAGGCCUUCAUCAGCCACGGAGACAAACGGGUUCCCGAAAUCCGGAAGCCCCAGCUCUCAGCGAACGGGGAGAGAUGCCGUUCUUGAGGGUCUCAAGGGCAUUGGCGGCCUCCCAUCAUCGUCCAUGGCCCCAGUCGCCGGCAAGGCCUCGGGUGUGGUCGAUGAGUCGAAAUGGUGUGCUUUAUGCGAACGAGACGGCCACGAAAGUAUUGACUGCCCAUUUGACGAGUGA